Messenger RNA from Lytechinus variegatus (green sea urchin), 3698 nucleotides. RefSeq names its product DNA repair protein XRCC1-like. Gene Ontology annotation, cellular component: nucleus. The transcript is spliced from 14 exons. Gene Ontology annotation, molecular function: damaged DNA binding. The record is from RefSeq and is a predicted model, not a curated record. Gene Ontology annotation, biological process: double-strand break repair via nonhomologous end joining; base-excision repair; single strand break repair. The coding region runs from base 171 to 1889 and encodes 572 amino acids. Lineage: Eukaryota; Metazoa; Echinodermata; Echinoidea; Temnopleuroida; Toxopneustidae.
UCAUCAGGUCGGUGCAUGUUGCGGGAAAAACAAAGCCUCGCGAUCGCCAUCGCCACGAUCAUUUUUUGACGUGAAUUAUUGAGGAUUGAGUCAUUGUUUUGUCAAUUCCACUCUCAAAUUCGCAUAUUUGACUUUACUAGUAUUUCAAGAUAACGAAAGAAACGGUGAAGAUGACAAUUGUUCAAGUAAAGCAUGUUGUAUCUUGUAGCAGCGAAGACACGUUGCACAAGGCAGAGAAUCUUUUAAAGGCAGACUCUUACAAGAAAUGGACAGGAGGAUCAGAAGGAGAGAAACAGGUCUCUGUCAUCCUUCAACUAGAGAAAGCUUCCUCCAUUUAUUCCAUAGAUGUCGGCAAUGAGUCAUCUGCAUUUGUUGAGAUUCUCGGCGGACAUUCAAGCUCUGGUUCAGAUGAAUUUCAGGUUAUCUUAGUAACAUCAUCAUUCAUGUCACCAAUAGAAAGUAGGAAUAAUACCAAUCAGAAUCGUGUUCGGAUGUUUGGACCAGAGAGUCUCUCUAAAGCUGUCUCCGAUAAGAAGUUUGAUCGCAUCAAGAUUGUUUGUACUCAGCCUUUUAAUAAGCGUUGUAAAUAUGGACUAUCAUUCAUCAAGCUUCACGGUCCACCUGGAUCUGGUGAGCAGCAAGAGGGCGCUACAGGACAGACUACCCUGGGCAAGUUCAGAUUGAAGGAAGAAAGCAAGUCUUCUCUCUCAGUUGGAAGUUUUUUCAAGAGCAAGGAUACUGAACCUACACAGAAACCACUCACAGGAGCUGCAGCAGUAAGGGCCGCAUCCAGCAUUCCACAGACUCAUCAGGCUCCAUCAUCAUCAUCACCUAAACAGACAUCCCAGCCAUCAGCCAAGAGACGUUUAUCUGAUGCUGAUAAAAAAGAGGGAGAGAAGAGCCACAAGAAACCAGCUGUUGAGCCUAAGAAAGAAGAACCAUGUAAGCAACAAUCUAUCCCAAGGAAAGAAUCCAAGCCUCAACCUGCCACUGGAGAAGUGUUUGAGAAACUGAUGAAGAAGGUUGUGUUUGUGAUGAGUGGUUUUCAGAAUCCAUUACGGGGUGAGCUAAGACAGAAGGCUAUGGAGAUGGGGGCUAAAUACCAGGGAGAUUGGGGCCCGGGUGCUACUCAUCUCAUCUGUGCCUUUGCAAACACACCCAAGUACAACCAAGUAAAGGGAAAAGGAAAGAUUGUCAAGAAAGAAUGGAUUACAGAUUGCUACAGGAAACGUAUCCUGUUACCAUGGAGACGAUACAAAUUAUCAGGAGGACAAGAUAGUUCUAGUGAUGAGAGUGAAUCAGAAGAAGAAGAAGAGGAACAAGAAAAGAAGACGCAAGUAAAAGCAACACCAUCAAAGAGUCCGUCUAAGAGUCCUCAAACAAAGGCCUCAACACUAAAGAAGCCUGCUGAAGAUGAUGAAUAUGGUGGUUCUACGGAUGAAGAAGGGAAUGAUACAGAACCGAUGUCAGCAGGAGGUUCAUCUGGGGAUGAUACAGAAGAUGAAAUCAGAAAAGUUCAAUCAAAAUUAAAAACUCCAAAACAGAAGGGAGGAAGCCCAGAUAAGAAGGGUCAAAGUUCAAGUGAUGGAGAUAUCCCAGACCUUCCUGAUUUUUUCAGCAGCAAACGAUUCUUUCUCUUUGGCAAAUUUGAUAAAGAAGAAAGAAGGCAGAUCAAUAGAUUCAUCAUUGCAUUCAAUGGGGUUAUUGAGAACUAUAUGAAUGAGAAAGUCAACUAUGUCAUCACUAACUCAAGCUGGGAUAAGAAUUUUGAAGAGGCUCUAUCAGACAACUCAUCUCUUACAUUUGUCAAACCAAGAUGGCUGUUUGCUUGUAAUGAGAAACUCAAGAUGGUCCCUUAUCAACCUUACAUUGUUGUACCAGCUUAUUGAGCUUAUCAGAGGAACUAUUAAUACUGCCAAAGGGAUUCCAGUUCAUUGAGCGCUCUUAGAUGAUCCUUUACAAUACUGGAAUGACCAGUUGAAUUUGUGAAUAUUGUGGUUCCAACUAAAUUAGUGUGUUUAGAUGAUGCCUUACAAUAUUUGGACUGAUUUAAUAGUUUGUUUAGUUGAUCCCUUACAAUGGUGGAGUCACUGACUGAACAUUGUGGUUUCAGCUCACUGAGCUUCUGAGGUGAUCCUGUAAAAUGUUCAAAUGUCCAACUGAAUAUCUGAAUAUUGUGGUUCCAGCUAAUUGAACUGUUUAGAUGGUCCCUUACAGUACAUUGCCAAAGUUGGUCUAGCUAAACAAACUUCAUAUAUGAUCCCAUACAAUGGGUGUUUAAAAGUAAAAUGUUUUGCUGGUGUUGUGAAAACACCAACACCAGUCACAGCACUGUACUUGAAAUGAGGUCGAUGUUGCUAUUGACCUUGAAAAUUUAUGGCAUAUUUCUGGUACUUUGUGUUGAGCACUGGUGUUAGAUAUCAUCUGCUGAACCAAUUAAUGAUCUACCGGUAUGCAUAAUAUCCCCACCCACCAAUAACAACCCUCUGUGAUUUGGAAAAUUGUGAUUUCAAGUUUGUUGUUAUUUCCAUUCUCAAGCUAACCCCCCCCCCCUCCCUGACAUGUCAAGUGUUUCAAAACCACAAGUUAUAAGCCAAUAUAUAAUUUAUGUGAGUGACUGGACAUUUAUUUCUUGCCAUAAAACUGCCUUUCCUUAAAAGGUCAGAAUUGAAUAUUUUGUAGUUAACAGUUUAUUGGUAUUUGGUAUCCAAGACACCUAUAAUAGAUAUGCACCCAUAUGACAGAGUCUUGCUAUGCAUAGCCCAAACACAGCUGUAUGGGAGACACAGACUCUGGGCUUUUGGGAAGAAUUCUUCAAAAGAACUGCCAAAAGCUAGAAAUGAAAUUGGAAAGUCAAGAAGUCCUAUUAGUUUUUGAGAACAGCGAUGCUGGGAAAAAGUUACAUUAGCAGGUUUUGAGACUGGUAAAUGCUUGAGCAAUCCGAAUCAGGGUAGCCAUGCUAAAGCCAGGUUAAUAGUAUGCCUUGUUCAGAAACAUUGUAUUAAGUGCUAUAUAAAUGUUGCCCUUUAUUAUUAUUGAUGUUAUUAUUAAUGUAAACAGAAAAGGUGGUUUAAGUACUUUUUGUUCAUCAUGUUUAUAUUCUGUUUGUAUUUUUACUUACAGCAUCUUCUAAAGAAUAGAGUGGUAUGAAUUUGAUAAAAUAAUUUUGAUACUGUGCUUGUUUCUUCAAAUUCAGUCAGAGAUGUGAGAUACAAUCUAUGUCAAUAAUGACCCUACAUAGGUUUGUUCAUAUUUAGAUGUUUAGCAAGGACAUCAUCUAGCAGAGGAGAGGAAGGACAUCAUGUCAUCUCCCCAUCCCACCUCUGUUGAAAGAAUAUUGAUCAUGUCUUAAGCAGUUAGAAAUAUAUUCAUACACUGCAAAAACUCUGGUGUUAAUUUACCACCAGCCCAGAAUCUAUAUAUGUCCACACCAGAGAAGUGUUGAAACAAUACCAGUUUGGUAUCAAACCGAUGCUUUUAGGGUUAAACCAAAAUUAAACUGGUGUUGUUUAACACUUCUCUGGUGUGGACGUAUAUAGAUACCAGGCUGGUGUUAAAUUAACACCAGAGUUUUUGCAGUGUAGCAUGCUAGGUCUUGUUUCAAGAACACUUGCUAUACGGUGUAAAUACGAAUGCAAAAUUUCUGUAACAAUUUCACUAUUAGCCAACCAAAUUGAAUGAUUGUUAUAAAAAUAGCA